AUGGAAGAAAAUGAGCAUAAUUCGAAAUACAAUAUUCAUUUUACAGAGCAGUCAAUUCGAACAGCUUUCAUUCAAAAAGUGUUCAGUUUGGUGACUAUCAUGUUCGCAAUUGUCGCAGCAUUAUCAGCCAUCCCAAUUGCCAGUCCGGAAUUUCGAUUAUGGUGCCAACAAAACACAAUUCUUUACUUUUUAUCCCUAGUUGUCUUCAUUAUUUUCGUAUUCGUCAUCACUUGCUUCCCAUCAUUGAGGCGUUCGUUUCCCGCCAAUAUGAUCGUUUUAUUACUAUUUACACUAUCUGCCGGUGUUACAACAAUGUUUGUCACAGCACAAUAUUCGGUAGAUUCCGUUCUACUAGCACUUAUCAUUACAACGUUAUGCAGUGCCGGAAUUAUUAUAAUAGCAACGUCUAUAAAACAAGAUCUUACUACUUGCCUAGGUGUCGCUGCAAUUCUUGGUAUUUUCCUAAUGAUAUUUGGUCUAGUCGCCAUUAUCGCUGCCGUCUUUUUCCAUUCUCCCAUUCUUUACUUGAUCUAUUCCGGACUCGGCGCUCUUUUGAUGAUGUUCUAUCUGGCAAUUGAUGUCCAAUUGUUAAUGGGUAAUCGCAAAUUCGAAUUUACUCCGGAAGAUUAUAUAAUGGCUUCUGUCCAAUUGUUCCUCGACAUUCUCAAUUUAUUCUUAUUUAUACUUAAUUUGGUCGGCGGCCGCUGA
Molecule: messenger RNA, 708 nt
Organism: Caenorhabditis bovis
Lineage: Eukaryota; Metazoa; Nematoda; Chromadorea; Rhabditida; Rhabditidae
Source: the annotation of a GenBank genome assembly